AAGACAGACAACAUGCUGCCUGCUGUUGUAAAGCUCUGCUGUGGAAUCUCCUACCCACAUCUAAGGAGUCUCGCAGGACUUCAACGCACAGCUGUGGCAGUUAUAGGCCAGGAGCUCACACACCUGCAGAGAUGGGUACAGGUCCAACAUCAAAAGAGAACACAUGCUGGAUUAAAGUAUAAUGUGCCCAAACCUGAAGAUAUAACGCCUGUGCCUUUAAAAGAAGAUCAGCUGUUUUAUAUACAACAAGGCCAAGAAGCAAUGAGAAAGGCUCUCUGUAUGUUGGAAGACACACAAGGAUGGAAGGUCGAGAUCACAGAGAGCGAGGGGGAUGUCAUCUGCAGCAAAGUGGUGCCGGGGGCCGGGAAGGUCUUCAGACUGGAGACGGUCCUGGAGUCCAGCGUGGACGAGCUCUACGACCUACUGUUUGUCAGAGUGGAGGAGAUGCACCAGUGGAACCCGAGCGUAGAGCAUAUCAAAGUUCUGAAGCAUGUUGGACCCGAAACAAUAGUAACUCACGAGGUUUCAGCCUCGACAGGGGGAAAUCUAAUUGGCCAAAGGGAUUUCCUGAGUGUCAGACACAGCUGCAAACAAAAGUCCAGCGUUUAUCUUGGAGGAGCAGCGAUUCAGCUGGAGUCCUUCCCACCCCAGGCAGGCUUUGUGAGAGCUGAGGAUGGACCAACCUGCAUCAUCAUUCAGGCUCUGGACGAGGAUACAGGAAAAAGCCGCUUCACAUGGCUUCUUAACAUUGACGUUAAGGGCUGGCUGCCAAAGUCCAUUGUCAAUCAGGCUUUGCCCCGAGCACAGCUGGAUUUCACCAGACACCUCCGCAGACGUCUCACAGCAAACGCCACCCUGGGCUAACUGAAUCUGUGUGACACACAAACUGCAGGAGCACCCUGUCAUCACUCACAGAGGACAACUGGGAGAUGGAGGAAAGGUGACAGCCUGGCUGGUCGGCGGAAGGCUGCCCUUUCAGCGAGAGCAGAAACGCUGCCUGGAGGAGAUGCUCAGCUCCAGAGCUGGCGCGCUAUCAGUGUUAACAGCCCAGUGCCGGCCUGGCAAAAGAAAGCUGACUUAUAAUAGGAAUUCAUGUAACAGUGUGCCACUCAAACCUCAAGAUCUCCUGAUUAGGAGUCAUCACUUGUCUGAAGACGUCCCUGCAUAUGACUGAACAAAAUGAAUAAAGUGCUUGAAUGUG
Molecule: messenger RNA, 1201 nt
Organism: Perca fluviatilis (European perch)
Lineage: Eukaryota; Metazoa; Chordata; Actinopteri; Perciformes; Percidae
Gene: star2
Product: steroidogenic acute regulatory protein 2
Exons: 7
Coding region: 13-864 (283 amino acids)
Biological process (GO): intracellular cholesterol transport; steroid biosynthetic process; regulation of steroid biosynthetic process
Cellular component (GO): mitochondrial intermembrane space; mitochondrion
Molecular function (GO): cholesterol transfer activity; cholesterol binding
Source: RefSeq, a predicted model, not a curated record